GGACAGUUGUACGGCAGUAAAUCAUAGGCACAUAGAAUGACAAAGGAUCAAAAAAGAGUUAUUAUGGUUACCGGUGGUAGUGGAUUGGUAGGUAAAGGAAUAGAGACAUAUGCUAAAUCAUUAAAUAGACCAAAUGACUCAUGGGUAUUUUUAAGAUCUUCCGAUGGCGAUCUUAAAGAUAAAGAAGCCACAAGAACCAUUUUCAAAAAAUAUAAUCCAACUCAUGUUAUCCAUUUAGCAGCUCGUGUUGGUGGUCUUUUCAGCAAUAUGAAAUAUAAAGUUGAAUUUUUUAGAGAAAAUAUUGCAAUUAAUGAUAAUGUCUUAGAAUGUUGCAGAGAAUUUAAUAUUGUUAAAUGUGUUUCAUGUUUAUCAACUUGCAUCUUUCCAGAUAAAACUACAUAUCCAAUAGAUGAAACUAUGGUGCAUAACGGCCCACCACAUCCAUCCAAUGAAGGCUAUGCAUACGCUAAAAGAAUGAUCGAUGUUUUAAAUAGAGCAUAUAAUGAAGAGUAUGGUUGUAAGUUUACAAGUGUAAUUCCAACAAAUAUUUAUGGCCCACAUGAUAACUAUCAUUUACAUGACAGUCAUGUUAUUCCAGGCUUAAUUCACAAGACAUAUUUAGCAAUGAAAAAUAAUCAAGAUUUAACUAUUAUGGGUAGUGGCAAACCACUCCGUCAGUUUAUUUAUUCAUUAGAUUUAGCAAAAUUAUUUGUUUGGGCUUUGGAUAACUACGAAGAGCUCUCACCAAUUAUUCUUUCAGUUGGCGAGGAGGAUGAAAUUUCAAUUGCUGAUGUUGCUCAUUUGAUCGCCGAGGCAAUGGAUUUCAAAGGUAAGUUAAUUUUUGACACAAGCAAAGCAGAUGGCCAAUUCAAAAAAACUGCAUCCAAUCACAAAUUAAAAUCUCUUUAUCCAGAUUUAACUUUUAUUCCAAUAAAAGACGCAAUUAAAGAAAGUUGUAAAUGGUUUAUUGAAAAUUAUGAUACUUGCAGAAAAUAAAAACAAUCAAUUAUAAAAAAAGUAUUAAUACUAUACCAAUAAUUUAAUAAAAUAAAUUAUAAUUAUUCCUAAAUAUUUAUUU
This is a messenger RNA of Dictyostelium purpureum, 1078 nucleotides long. RefSeq lists its product as uncharacterized. Gene Ontology annotation, biological process: nucleotide-sugar biosynthetic process. The transcript has 3 exons. Lineage: Eukaryota; Evosea; Eumycetozoa; Dictyosteliales; Dictyosteliaceae. Bases 37 to 996 code for a protein of 319 amino acids. The record is from RefSeq and is a predicted model, not a curated record. Gene Ontology annotation, molecular function: GDP-L-fucose synthase activity.